Strongylocentrotus purpuratus (purple sea urchin) is the source of this 2724-nucleotide messenger RNA. RefSeq names its product cholesterol 24-hydroxylase. The coding region runs from base 546 to 2075 and encodes 509 amino acids. The record is from RefSeq and is a predicted model, not a curated record. Gene Ontology annotation, molecular function: iron ion binding; cholesterol 24-hydroxylase activity; heme binding. Gene Ontology annotation, biological process: cholesterol catabolic process. The transcript is spliced from 13 exons. Lineage: Eukaryota; Metazoa; Echinodermata; Echinoidea; Camarodonta; Strongylocentrotidae.
AUCAGUUUUUCUUGGAAUAAUACCAUAUGAUUCCUAAGUGAACUCAAUAAAAAUUCAACACGCGAGUUUGAUUUUUAGCAUUCAAAUUUUCAAAAGGACAUUUUUUGAAAAGUUUAUCAUUCCAAUAUUUAGGUAUUCUUUUUCUCCCUUAUCCUCAAUGUUUUAACUGACGGAGUGCUGCCAAUUGUGAGUGCUGGCUCGUCAAUCCUUUUUUAGAAUUGUACAGAAAAUUUGUUUUGUUUAGUGGUACCCCGAAUCCUCACAUACCGCACGGAUAAAUGAAUUCAUACCUUAAAUCAAAUUGUUACCAUGCAUGGGGCCGACUCUCCACCUAUUGUGCUAUUGUCAUCGUUCUUGAACAAAAGCAAAAAUGUCUACGGAUCAACGCAACUGGACUCGGGUGAACGGGCCGGUUAUAACUCAACACACGGAUCUCAGUAAGGUACAUUCAUACGCUCCACAUACUGGCAUAACAUCAUAUUCUCAAGAUAUACUGAGUGAAUGCUCUCUGGUCCGACUCUGCGCUGCUGGAAAGACAAUCUAAAAUGGAGCUGAAUGCCGGGUUUAGAAUAUUACUCUAUGCACUCUUGGUCAUUACUUCGACCGUUGGUGUUGCGUUUGUGGUGUUUUCGUGGCUGUUGUACCGAUUUAACAGGAAAUAUGGACAUUUGCCUUGCCCGCGACCUACAAGUUUCUUCUUUGGUCACUUGUCUCACAUUAAUGCUGUUUCAAAGAAGAUGGAUAUGCAAACGCUGACUCUAAUGCAUCAAUGGAUGAGAGAUCUUGGACCAGUCUACUGUAUACGAUUCAUAUUACAGCCAAUGGUCAUAUGCUCUAACCCUCCAACAGUCAAGAAAGUUUGCCUGGACAGCCGCCAUCUCAAGCCUCGUGCCUUGUAUGAUUUCUUCUACUCUGUGUUUGGUCAGAGAUUUUUGGGAUUGGGGCUCGUCUCACAAGUUAACCACGAGAAGUGGCAUACUCGCCGAGCAUUGCUAAACCCUGCCUUCAACCGCAAGUAUCUAAUGCAAAUGAUGGACCAUUUCGACGAGAGUGCGACCCGUCUUCGAGAUCAUCUCAUGCCCCUAGCCGACGACAAAACGCUUGUUAGAAUGUUGGAGCAUUUCAAUAAUGUCACUCUGGAUGUCAUUGCAAAGGUCGGCUUUGACAUGGAUAUUAACGCCGUCGAAAAUUCUGACUGUCCCUUUCCGUCGGCGAUUGCGCUAGCACUUCAAGGCAUGGACGCUACAUUUAAGAACCCCCUCUUAAUGGUUGAUCCUCGCAGCAAAGCACGCCAAUAUCGCCGAUCGGUGCGCGACGCCGUCAAACUGGUACGAAACAUUGGCCAGGAUUGCAUCGAAAAGAGAAGAGAGGCAAAGAAGAAAGGCGAGGAGUUGCCGAAGGACAUCCUGACAUGUAUUUUGCAAGCAGAGGACGAUGUCGGGAAUGGCGAGAAGAUUGAAACGGCAGAUUUGAUCGACGAGUUCGGGACAUUUUUCGUAGCUGGUCAAGAAACAACGAGCAAUCUCCUUGCAUUUACCUUACUGGAGAUUGGAAGACACAAAGACGUGGCUAAGAGACUAAAAGAUGAAGUAGACGAAGUCCUCGGAAGUAAAUCGAUUAUUGAGCACUCGGAUCUCACGAAAUUGGAAUACAUGUCUAGGGUUUUUAAAGAAACAAUGCGCCUUAACCCACCUGUAAGUGGUGCAAGCCGUGAGCUUGCUUCUGAUGUUCAAUCGUGUGGUUACGUCAUCCCAAAGGGGGCAUCUGUACUGUUCUUGUCCUACCUGACGUCACGAUUGGAAGAGUAUUUCGAUGAUCCUCUUCUAUUCAAUCCUGAUCGAUUUAUUCCAACUGAUGAAACGCCGAGGCACUUCUUUGCAUACUUUCCCUUUGCAAUUGGGCAACGGAACUGUAUCGGACAGCAAUUAGCUCUAAUUGAAGCAAAGGUGAUAUUGGCAAAACUGUUGCAGAGUUUCGACUUUAGACUGGAGCAAUCUCAGCGUCAUAUCAUUGUGAGUCAGGUCACCAACAAACCGAUUGAUGGAUGCAAGAAUUACAUCAGCCUCAGGGACUAAAGACUGAGUGUAUCAACCUUUCCAACCACAUGGCGGAGUGAAAUGGCACCGUAUGGACAGCACAGUGUCGUCUUCCAAACCAAGGCGUCAUGUCUGAUAGACGCUGGGCGACUAAACGCCAGAGCGAGUGGCCCAGCCAAGUGGCCUUUAGUAAUCUGGUUUGGAUUUCUUAUGUUAACCCUUGUUUCCGACUGGAAUUCUCUGGAAAGUCCAAUUAUCUCACUUACAAUUGUUAGCUCGAGUCAUCAAAUGCUUCCUAUUUUAUUGUAAUUUUGCAUGUAAAAUAGAUUUGGAUGUGAUAUUUUGUAUUGAUCAUUUAUAUGUUCAUCUUAUACGCAAAACCAGUUUACGUCUUUUACCUUUUCAUAAUGAACGUAUAACUAACGAAAUCAACUGGGAAAUGGCCAUUGUGAUUGGUCAAUGAAUCCAACAUAUAGCUCCGUUUAGUCUCAUUUGACAACGCCCCCCUAUCGUCGGAGUCGGCAGCCUAACAUGUAAGCCAAUGGAAUUUUACCCCCAAAAUCGCUAAAAAUUCAUUUUUUGUUUAAACGAAAAGCACAUCCACCCGACGUACGUUAUCACUAGCUCUUUCAUUGGGACCAUCAUGUCCCAUUGACUUUUGAAAGUUCACCCACCGUAAUUUGAUAAA